This is a messenger RNA of Strongyloides ratti, 3867 nucleotides long. RefSeq names its product Phospholipase C, phosphatidylinositol-specific, X domain and Phosphoinositide phospholipase C family and Phospholipase C, phosphatidylinositol-specific, Y domain and EF-hand domain pair and Phospholipase C,phosphoinositol-specific, EF-hand-like domain and PLC-like phosphodiesterase, TIM beta/alpha-barrel domain-containing protein. The transcript has 4 exons. Gene Ontology annotation, molecular function: phosphatidylinositol-4,5-bisphosphate phospholipase C activity; calcium ion binding. The coding region runs from base 1 to 3867 and encodes 1288 amino acids. Gene Ontology annotation, biological process: phosphatidylinositol-mediated signaling; lipid metabolic process. NCBI's taxonomy places the organism in Eukaryota, Metazoa, Nematoda, Chromadorea, Rhabditida, Strongyloididae. The record is from RefSeq and is a predicted model, not a curated record.
AUGUAUUUUUACAAUACUUUGUUAAAAUACCUAAAAUUAAACUUAUUAUCAAUUGAAAAAAAUGCUGCUGACAGCUCGAUGAAACAUGACAUUCUAACGAAACUGAAAAUAUUGUUUUUUAAAAUAGGGUUAGAAUUCUUAAAAUUUAUAAAUGCAUUUGGUAUGCAAUCAUCUGACAUGUCUAAUGAACAUGAAAAUACAUUAAUAUAUAAUAAUGAAAAAAUGGAAAUUCCUGUAACUGUAUAUAAAUUUGAUUCAAGUGUUGAAUUUUUAUAUGGUCGAUUUGUAAAAAUAAAAUUGACAAAUGAUCAUUUAAUUGUAGGCUGGAAAACAUUAAAUUAUGGAGAUUGUUUAUAUAUUGAUGAUAUAUUUGAUAUAUAUAUUGGUUGGGGAAUAGAACCAGGAAAAUUUAAAGAUGAACAAAAAUUAAGAGGUUUUCUUGGUAGUUUUUGUAAAGGUGAAUCUACAAUUGAAAAUUGUGUUCUUACUAUUUGUCAUGGUUCUGAUAUAACUCAUGGUUUAUUAACAACAACAUUUUUAUUUGAUAAACAAAAAUUAGCAUUACAAUGGAGAGAUUACCUUAGAAAGCGUUCUAAUGAACUAAAUAAACAACAAAAAAAUUACUUUUAUUUUUGGAAAAGAUUGUUUACUAAAAUUGAAUGUUGUGUUUUAGUUGAUUAUAUAACACCAGAUGUUUUAACUGAGUAUAUUAUACCAUCUACAAAAUUGAAAGAAGAACGUAAACAAUUAGAAUCAGAUAUAUCAUUACAUGUACCAGAAUUUAGUAAACAAAAACAAAUUUCACUUGAAACAGUAUUAUGUCCUAAAUUUCAAUUACAUGUUUAUAUGGUAACAAUGAAAAGAAAUGAUAUUAAAGAAGUUUUUGAUAAAGUCUUUCAAAAAUCUAUUGCAUCUGAUACUCAAGUACAUAAUUAUUUAUUACGGGAACAUUGUGAUCAAAGACUUAAUGAGAUAUUAUUUCCUCAUCAUAGUAUGGAAUCUGUUACAAAAUUAAUAAAUAAUUAUGAAGAUUUCAAUGCUAGUGGUUUAACUUUUAAAGGGUAUUUAAAUUUUUUAAUUAGUCCUGAAAAUACAUUAAUAAGAAAAGGGUAUAUGAAAUUAAAAAAUGAAGAUAUGAAUGAACCAUUAUCUCAUUAUUUUAUAAAUAGUUCUCAUAAUACAUAUUUACGUGGAAAACAAAUGAAAGGACGAAGUUCAGUUGCUAUGUAUAGAUAUGUUUUAUUAUUAGGAUGUAGAAGUGUAGAACUUGAUUGUUGGGAUGGACCAAACAAUGAACCUAUUAUAACACAUGGUCCACAAACAAUUUUUUUUUGUACAACAAUUCUUUUUAAAGAUGUAAUUAAGGCAAUUGCAGAAACAGCAUUUGUAAAUUCAAGUUAUCCAGUAAUAUUAUCUUUUGAAAAUCAUUGUUCAUUAAAACAACAACAAGUAAUGGCUCAACAUUGUAGAAAUAUUUUAGGAGAUUUACUACUUAGUGAAGCAUUAUCAGAAUAUCCAAUAAAGUCAGGAGUUAAAUUACCUUCACCAAAUCUUUUAAAAAGAAAAAUUUUAAUAAAAAAUAAAAAAAUGGACAGUAAUUGUAGUCAAAAUUCAGAAGAUAAAUCCUAUGGAGAUGAUGAUUAUCAUUCAAAUAAUAUAAUAAUACAACAAUCAAAAAGUUUUGAUGAGACUAAUGAAAAUGAAGAAGAAAUAUCACAUGUUUUUAUUGAUGAUAAUAUACAAUUACCAGAUGAUGAUAAUUCUGAAGAUAUUAAAAGAAUAUAUUUUGAUAGAAAUGAAAAUAUGAUAAAUAGAGAAUGUAAUAGACCAUCUAAAUUAUCUUGUUCAACUGGUUCACGUCUUAAUUCUGUUGACGAAAUAUCACCAAUAAUAAUUCAAAAUGAACAGAUAAAUAAAAAUGAUAAUAUUAAUAAAAAUGAUCCAUCAUGUACCCAUAUAUCAAGUACAUCUGGAGUUGCUUCUGAUUUAUCAAAUCUUGUCAAUUAUGUUAGAGCAAUGGGAAAACUUACAUCAUUUGUAGAUGCAAGUAAUAAGGGAAUAAGUUCUGAAUUAUAUAGUAUGAAUGAAGUUAAAGCAAUUGAAUUAUUAAAAAAUGAAGGUGAACAAUUUGUUGAACAUAAUAAAAGACAAAUUACACGUGUUUUUCCAAAAGGAUCUCGGAUUGAUUCAAGUAAUUUUAUGCCUUUAAUGUUUUUUUGUUCAGCAUGCCAAAUGGUAGCAAUAAAUUUUCAAACACCUGAUUUACCAUUUCAAAUAAAUUCAUCUUUUUUUGAAACAAAUGGUAAUUGUGGAUAUGUUUUAAAACCUCAAAAUAUGAGAAAAGAAAGUAUGAAAUUUGAUCCAUUUGAAACUCAUCAAGUAGAAAAUGUUGUACCAAAUACAUUAAGAGUUACACUUAUCUCUGGGCAAAUGCUUGGUCUUUUGACAACUAAACGUCCCCUUGUUGUUUAUGUUGAAGCUGAAAUGUAUGGUAUACCAAAAGAUUCUUCUAAAAAACCUUUUAGAUCAAAAGGUGUUAAUAUACAAACAUUUAAUACAAGAUUUUCAAAUUCAAUUAAUGAUGAAAAUUGUCAAAUUGUAUUUGAUAAAAUAAUUAUGCCUUCUAUGGCAUUUUUACGAUUAGCACUACUAGACGAAAAUAAUCGUUUAUUGGGUCAACGUAUUAUUCCAGUUCUUGGUUUAGCACCUGGUUAUAAACAUGUUAUGUUACGUAAUGCAUAUAAUCGUUUUAUUGGUCCAGUUUCAUUAUUUGCCAAAUUUGAGGUAUCUGAUUAUGUUGCUGAACAACAUAGAGAAAUAGUUAUGCAACUUCAAAAUCCAAUUGCAGCUUUAUCUAAAUUAAGAACAUGGGAAACAGCUUUAGAAGACCCAAUUGGAACAUCAGGAUUAAAUAGAAAUAUUAAUUCUGGUCGAUCUUUAAGUAAUAUUAAAAGAAAUAGUUUGGAUGAAAAUAAAAGACAAAUGUUAGAAGUUUUAGAAAAAGUUGGUGAACAAAAUCAAGAACAUAUAAAUAGAGUAAUGAGUAUAUCAGUAGAUAAACCAAUACAAGGUGAAUCAUAUUCAGAUACUUCUGAUGUAAUAUCACCUAAUAAAUUAACAUCACUUGAUGAAAUUGAUUCUGCAAUACAAGAAAAAAAAAGUUCACUAGAUAGUUAUUAUGAUAGACUAAAAAAGAAACAAACAUCUUUUAGUAGUUCACAUGAAAUAUAUGAUGGAAAAAAAUAUAGUCAAUUAAAUGAAGGAUCAAAUACAAAUUUUUUUGGAAAAAUAUUAAAUGAGGAAAAAUCUUUUUAUAUUGAUACAAUGGAUCUAAAAUUUCCUGAAAUUCCUUCAUAUUUUGAAUCCAAGGAUGUUGUUAAAAAAAGAAAACAAUUUGAUAAAAAAUUUCCUGAUUUUUUAUCGACAGUAGAAAAAUGGUCUGCUAGUGGUUCAAAUGAAAAAAAGUGUUUUAAACAAAAUCUUAAAAAAAUUCCAACUAUUAUAGAUAUUGAAAAAUAUGAAAUAAUUAUAAAUGAAAUUAUUUUUAAAUUAAUAGAAAAAGAUAUUAAAAAAAUACAUAAACGAUUAGAGAUGGGUUAUGACACAGAAUUAAAGACAAUGCAAAAAAAUGCAGAAAAAGAUAGAUUAUUAGAGAUUCAAAAAUUUCAAGGAAAAGCAAGUAUAAAAACAAAACAACGUGAAAUUUCAGAUAAAUAUAUUAAAUUAGGUAUUGAAAAUAGGAGGGCUUUGUUAAAUUCUAAAGAACGUCGUUUUGAGGAAAUUAAUCAAAAAUUUACUGAAAUUAAACAAAUAAUUACAAGUAAUAACGAUGAAAAAUUUAGUGCUGCUAAAAAUUUUAUUCAAUGA